CCGCCGCGGCCUGGCCCGAGGGCGCCGGGCCGCCAGGACGCCAGGUGAGCCGCGAGGGCCCGGGAGCCGCGACGGGCUCAGGGCGUGUCCGGCGCCGCGGCGGCCCGCGCCUCACUGUUCGCUCCUACCGGCUGUAGAUGGAGCUGUCUGGGUUCCGGCCGCCUCCGACGAGCCUCCGAGCGCUCCUCUUGAAACGCCUGAGAGGGACAUGCCUCCCAGGAUGCAGUUUGUAGCAACAUGGCAGCUGCGGUGCAGCUCCCCUGCUGAAGAGGCGCCGGGACGGCCGCGCAGCUCGCAGCCGGGGCCCGGGCCGCAGCCGGGGUCGCAGCGUCGGCCGCUCGGGGCGGGCGAGCGCGCCGGGGGCGGCCGCGGAGCGCUGGGGCCCAGCUUGCCGCCGGGGCGCAGCCAGCACAGCCGCGCUCCGACGCCGCCGCCGCCGCCCGCGCCCGCCCGCCGCGCGCAGCCCCGAGCAGGCCGGGGCCCGACGGCCGCGCAGCCCGGGCGGGCGAGGCCAGGCCGCGCCGCACUGCCAGCCCGCCCACAGCUCCGGGCCUGCGUGGGACUGCGCGCCGCGGCGGCGGCGGCGGCGGGGACUGCGCGGCGCGGGCCGGGCGGCGCAGGGCCAUGGCCGAGGCGGCCCCGGCUCCGGGGAGGGCAGCCCGCGCGCGCACGGACGCGCGGCCUCGGGGCUCGGGGGACUGCCUGCGUGCUCCGGGCUCGGCGGCCCGGCCUGGGGUCUCGAGCGGAGACACUGAGGCACGGACACCCGGCGGCGACCUGCCCUGCCUGCCCCAAGGUCCAGCAGCUGGACAUGGAGGACGGACAUUCAUCGCCUCUAUCAUUCUCCAGGGGUCCACACAAAGAGUCUGUGCAUCAGGCCCCUGCUGGACUCCCCAGAGAAACUGUGUUCCCUCCUUGCAUUCUUCCCCCCAAAGAAAUUCCUUCUUUGUCUCCCACUGCCCCUCAGCAAGGUGCCCUGCCCCAGUCCGACAGUACUCUGAAGCAAGAGACUUCUGGCCAGAUGUCACAUGUUCUCCAGAAGGGACCUUCACUUCUGUAUUCUGCCACCUCUGAGCAAGACACACACCACCAGGUAUCCCUGGCUUCCCAAGAAGAAACCCAUUACCCUCCUUCAGCUGCUGGUCAGGAGACCCCUCUCCUUUCCCACUCCACCCACCAUCAAGAAGCUCCACCCCACUCUCCUGAAGUUCCUGAGAAAGACUCGCUGACUCUGUCACCCACAGUUCCCGAGACUGACAUGGAUGCCCUGCUCCAGAGUCCCACUUUGCAAAAGGACGCUCCCUUCCAUACCUCUUCUACAGCCCAGAAGGAACAGCCACUGCCCACCGCAGAGAUCACUCGCUUGGCUGUGUGGGCUGCCGUCCAAGCAGUGGAGAGGAAACUGGAGGCCCAGGCCAUGCGGCUACUGACCCUGGAGGGCAGGACAGGGACAAAUGAGAAGAAAAUAGCAGACUGUGAGAGAACGGCUGUGGAGUUUGCAAACCAUCUGGAGAGCAAGUGGGUUGUACUGGGGACCUUACUGCAGGAGUAUGGGCUGCUGCAGCGUCGGCUGGAGAACAUGGAGAAUCUGCUGAAAAACAGGAAUUUCUGGAUCCUGCGGCUGCCCCCAGGCAGCAAUGGAGAAGUUCCCAAGGUCCCUGUCACAUUUGAUGAUGUUGCCGUCCAUUUCUCGGAGCAGGAAUGGGGAAACCUCUCCGAGUGGCAGAAGGAACUCUAUAAGAACGUAAUGCGGGGCAACUAUGAGUCUCUAGUCUCCAUGGACUAUGCAAUAUCCAAACCAGACCUCAUGUCACAGAUGGAGCGUGGAGAAAGGCCAGCCAUGCAGGAGCAAGAGGACUCUGAGGAGGGUGAGACGCCCACAGACCCCAGUGCUGCACACGAUGGCAUCGUGAUUAAGAUCGAGGUGCAGACCAACGAUGAAGGCUCAGAAGGUCUGGAGACGCCGCCAGAGCCACUGAUGGGACAAGUGGAGGAGCAUGGCUUUCAGGACUCGGAGCUAGGUGACCCCUGUGGAGAGCAGCCAGACCUGGACAUGCAGGAGCCAGAGAACGCCCUGGAGGAGUCCACUGAAGGCUCCAGUGAAUUCAGCGAGCUCAAGCAGAUGCUGGUGCAGCAGAGGAGUUGCCCGGAGGGGAUCGUGAUAAAGACUGAAGAGCAAGAGGAGGACGAGGAAGAGGAGGAGGAUGACGAGCUGCCACAGCACUUGCAGCCCCUUGGGCAGCUAUCCGGGAGGUACGAGGCCAGUAUGUACCAGACGCCCCUGCCUGGGGAGAUGUCCCCCGAGGGCGAGGAGAGCCCCCCACCCCUGCAGUUGGGCAACCCAUCAGUGAAGAGGCUGGUGCCCAGCAUUCAUGGGCAUUCUCAUGGGCAUGGUGAGCGGCAUCUGGGGGAGAACCGUGGGUCCUCCAGCCAGCAGCAGCGGAACCGACGUGGCGAGCGGCCCUUCACUUGCAUGGAGUGCGGCAAGAGUUUUCGGCUGAAGAUUAACCUCAUCAUCCACCAGCGGAACCACAUCAAGGAGGGGCCCUAUGAGUGUGCAGAGUGUGAGAUCAGCUUCCGCCACAAGCAGCAGCUCACACUACACCAGCGCAUCCAUCGGGCGCGCAGUGGCUACAGCUCCCCGGAGCGCAGCUCAGCCUUCAAUCCCAAGCACUCACUCAAGCCGCGUCCCAAGUCACCCAGCUCAGGCAGUGGUGGUGGCGCCAAGCCCUACAAGUGCCCUGAGUGUGACAGCAGCUUCAGCCACAAGUCAAGCCUGACCAAACACCAGAUCACACAUACGGGGGAGAGGCCCUACACUUGUCCGGAAUGCAAGAAGAGCUUCCGCUUGCACAUCAGCCUGGUGAUCCACCAGCGUGUGCAUGCGGGCAAGCACGAGGUCUCCUUCAUUUGCAGCCUGUGUGGCAAGAGCUUCAGCCGCCCAUCACACCUGCUGCGCCACCAGCGGACUCACACUGGUGAACGGCCCUUCAAGUGCCCAGAGUGCGAGAAGAGCUUCAGCGAAAAAUCUAAGCUCACCAACCACUGCCGCGUGCACUCUCGCGAACGGCCGCACGCGUGCCCCGAAUGCGGCAAAAGCUUCAUCCGGAAGCACCAUCUGCUGGAACACCGGCGCAUCCACACCGGUGAGCGGCCCUACCACUGCGCCGAAUGUGGCAAGCGCUUCACGCAGAAGCACCACCUGCUGGAGCACCAGCGAGCGCACACCGGCGAGCGGCCCUACCCCUGCACGCACUGCGCCAAGUGCUUCCGCUACAAGCAAUCGCUCAAGUACCACCUGCGGACCCACACGGGCGAGUGAGCAUGCGCCCCGCCCCUGCCCCGGCCGGAUGAGCAGCCAGGUGCAAGGGUCUAAGGCCCCUGGGACCGGUGCCUCGGCUGCCCCCAGGCUGAGUCCAGUGGGCGGGAGCGGGGCGCCCCAAGCCCUUCUGCUGUGAACCCUCCUCCCCUCCUGUCCCUUCUCCCCAGGACGGGGUAGUGAGACCAGGUGGCUUGUUGCCUGCUUUCCCCAGGGCCCCAGGGGGGAGCACUUGGGCCUGGGGAACCCCUUCAGGCUGUUAAUUUCCUUGACAAUAAAAUGGAUAAAAACAAUC
Onychomys torridus (southern grasshopper mouse) is the source of this 3614-nucleotide messenger RNA. Its product is annotated as zinc finger protein 777. Gene Ontology annotation, biological process: regulation of transcription by RNA polymerase II. The record is from RefSeq and is a predicted model, not a curated record. Lineage: Eukaryota; Metazoa; Chordata; Mammalia; Rodentia; Cricetidae. The coding region runs from base 209 to 3322 and encodes 1037 amino acids. Gene Ontology annotation, molecular function: DNA-binding transcription factor activity, RNA polymerase II-specific; RNA polymerase II cis-regulatory region sequence-specific DNA binding. The transcript is spliced from 7 exons.